This is a messenger RNA of Aspergillus puulaauensis, 735 nucleotides long. RefSeq lists its product as uncharacterized. Bases 1 to 735 code for a protein of 244 amino acids. The record is from RefSeq and is a predicted model, not a curated record. The transcript has a single exon. NCBI's taxonomy places the organism in Eukaryota, Fungi, Ascomycota, Eurotiomycetes, Eurotiales, Aspergillaceae.
AUGUGCCUCGGUAUCAUAAGAAAUCUGUUCCCUGGCCACGAGACUUUCGAGGACCUUGCCUAUCAGUUCGCGGUAGAUUGGAACCGCCUCCAAUAUAACUACCUACCCCGUUCAUAUUACAAAAAAGCGUGUGACUUCGCUUGGUGGUAUAUGGACAAUCGCGAGAAGCGCAACGCAAUACUGCAAAGGAUGCGUCAACUGAAACAGAACAGCGAUGUUUACCAGUACAACUUACUGCAGAACCAAACUUCAACCAAACGCCAGUUCCGGUCUCCAGAUCAGAUGAGCAUGGACAUGGUCCCGGAAUACGAUCCGGAUGCCUAUACUGAAGAAGACCGAAGGCGAGAACUCCAAGUACUAAACGCUGAAUUCCGCCGAAUCCAGCUCAAGUUAUUCGACAAAUGGCAUGACGCCCCUGAUGACGCCGCGGCAAGGCUCUUCAAGCUACGGUUUGGUCAUAAAGAUAGGGAGGGCCGUUCUGAUAUAUGGUAUAACGAGCGUCGGUCCUGUAGUGUGGGCGGAGGGUGCUGUGGACGCGCCUGCGGGUGUUGUGAGAAACCUCUGCACGAGUACUACGUGGAUACUGGGCGAAUGGCUGUCGCCGCUCGCAGUACUGAGGGGAAGGAACUUGUUCGAGUAUAUGGCCACUGCACUGCCGAGUGUGCCUGCUGCGUGAUAACACAUGGCGUGUACAAUCCGCGUCAAGACCUUCCAAAACCGAAAUUUGCCCGGUAG